AUGGAAAUAGAAGAAUCCAAAGAGAAGGAGAAAGGUGAUAUAAUAAUAACACUAUUCCCAAAUUUGAUAUCUCUCGAAUUUGGGGAUUUGGAUGAAUGGGAAGAAUGGAAUGGGAUUGGAGGAGAAGAAGAAGAAGAGUGUAACAAAUUCACUAUAAUGCCACGUUUUCAACAUUUGAGAAUCUGGGAAUGCCCAAAGUUAAAGUUGCUGCCAAACUUCUUUUGUACAACUCCAUUACAAAAAUUGGAGAUCUAUUUUUCGUACAAUCUCUCAGAACACUGCGAAAGAGGGACAGGAGAGGAGUGGCCCAAGAUUUCCCACAUCCUUAACAUCAUUCUUAGUUCUAUCUAUGUGCAAAUAGAUGGUGAAGAGAUUCUUUCGUCCUUAUUAGAUGACGAAGAUAGUGAAGAGGAUGACAAAGAAGAGCACGCCCAUUGGUGGCUCCACAUGGAGUUUAGGGUGGUCACAGGACCACCUUGA
Quercus lobata is the source of this 480-nucleotide messenger RNA. RefSeq lists its product as uncharacterized. The record is from RefSeq and is a predicted model, not a curated record. NCBI's taxonomy places the organism in Eukaryota, Viridiplantae, Streptophyta, Magnoliopsida, Fagales, Fagaceae. Bases 1 to 480 code for a protein of 159 amino acids. The transcript has a single exon.